Messenger RNA from Manihot esculenta (cassava), 1040 nucleotides. RefSeq names its product dehydration-responsive element-binding protein 1A. The record is from RefSeq and is a predicted model, not a curated record. Gene Ontology annotation, biological process: regulation of DNA-templated transcription. Gene Ontology annotation, molecular function: DNA binding; DNA-binding transcription factor activity. The transcript has a single exon. NCBI's taxonomy places the organism in Eukaryota, Viridiplantae, Streptophyta, Magnoliopsida, Malpighiales, Euphorbiaceae. Bases 170 to 829 code for a protein of 219 amino acids.
AGAAAAUGCUAAACUCUCACUUUUGCAGGCUUAUAAACUACAUAUCACUUCGUCGUAUAAAAUCAACUCAUCAUUUUCCAAUUUUUAUGCGCCCAAACAAUUCCUUAAUCCUUUUCUUACACACUCACACUCUCUACUUCUAGCUUAAACCCAACCCUUACUUUCUACAAUGGAUGUUUUCUCUCAGUACUCUGACUCACUCCCUUUUGCCUCUCAUUCUUGGUCGCCUGAUACCUGCAGUGCUGCAAACUUUUCCGAUGAGGACAUCUUGCUAGCUUCCAGCUAUCCCAAGAAGCGGGCAGGCCGAAAGAAGUUCCGGGAGACGCGCCAUCCUGUUUACCGUGGGGUCCGCCAGAGGAACUCCGGGAAGUGGGUUUGUGAAGUUAGAGAACCGAACAAGAAAUCAAGAAUAUGGUUAGGGACUUUCCCCACGGCUGAAAUGGCUGCCCGAGCUCACGACGUGGCUGCGCUAGCUCUGAGAGGACGAUCUGCCUGCUUGAAUUUUGCGGACUCGUCAUGGCGACUUCCUGUACCUGCAUCCAGUGAAGCGAAGGACAUUCAGAAGGCGGCAGCAGAGGCAGCAAUGGCAUUCCAACCGGUGGGGACAGAAGGGUUUUGUGAAGAAGUAAAACUAGAAAAUAAGACAACGACGGAGGCAGCUACAGAGGAAGUAUUUUAUAUGGAUGAAGAGGCGGUUUUUGGGAUGCCAGGACUACUGGCAUAUAUGGCAGAAGGGAUGCUAUUGCCUCCACCGCAAUGCGUUGCACAGAGCGGGGAAGACAUAGAAACGGAUGCAGCUGAUGUGCCAUUAUGGAGUUUUUCUGUAUAAUUUAUUAAGAAAAUAAACUUAGUGUUUUAUUAGAUAUAGUAUAUACAAAUGUAGCUUGAUAUUCAGUGCAUCACUAAGGUCGAGUGUAUUUGGUGCUAGCUUCAUUGUAAACCCAUAAAAAGCAAAAAAGAAAAAAAAAAAAGAGAAAAUCCUCCGUACUUAAUAUUUUUUACUAGUACGGUAAGAAAUGGAAAGGUUGAAUUUGACAAAA